GUAAGUUAGAGUGUUUAUUACCACACGUCGCACAAAAUGCCACGUUCAUACUUGAAAACAGACGAGGCGAGAGAUGCUGCGGAGAUGAAAUAUUUACUCGCAUCCAAAAUUAGGAGGCGAAAAGAAGAAAUUCAUAACUACAUACUAGAAAGGCGAGCUGAAAUUCACAAACGAAUCAGAUAUCGAAGGCAUCUUUUCCUCAAUUACCGGAGCACGAGAACGAUACCAUCACCAGAUGAAGAAGACCUGCAAAAUCAUGUCCCAAUCCUUGCAGACCCAGACUGGUGGGAGAGAGUUGUGAUGACAGAGUUUGGACCAGAAGACUGGCUUGACAAGUUCCACGUCACAAGAGACAUCUUCCUUCUUCUGAGCGCUAAACUCAAGCCUCAGCUCGAGCAAGUGUAUAUAGAACAAAUUGGACAGAUCAUUACACUGGAGAGAUGUAUUGCCAUGACCUUAAUGCGUUUGUCCACCAGCACAGAAUACUGCUUUUUAAGUGAACUCUUCGGUGUGCCCAUCCCAGCUGUGUGUCAGUGUGUACGAGAGGUAUGUGAAGCCAUCAUCUUGUUAAUAAAACCCCUCUACAUGCAGUUACCCGCAGAUCAUGAACUUGAAGAACAUGCGGAGCAGUUUCGUACUCUGUGGGGUUUUCCUCACUGCAUUGGUGUCAUCGACUCCCUUCACAUCCCAGUUAAAUCGCCCUCCACGGACACUCAGGAUUGCUGGAACCAGAGAGGAUGGCACUCUGUGGUGCUUCAGGGUGUGGUAAACGCACAAGGUACUUUCUGGGACGUUUGUUCCGGUUUUACAGGCAGCAUGGAUGACAUGACCAUCUUGCAGAGCUCAGAGCUGUGGACAAUGGCAGAACAGGGAGGCUUCUGCUCCCAGCCACCCAAAGAACUGAUGGGUCAACCGCUGGGAUUUCUGCUGCUGGGGGAUGUGGGUUAUUCGCUUCAGGCCUGGCUACUGAAGUGCUAUCCUCCGUUGUCAAAUCUAACACCGCAACAGCAAACCUUCAACGUCCAGCUGAACCAUGGCCUUAAAGUCAUCAAGAAUGCCUUCCAGCGUCUUAAAGCACGAUGGCAGUGUUUGCACAACAGAAAUGACAGCAAUGUAGACUUGGUAUCCAAGAUGGCUGUAGCUUGCUGUAUCUUGCACAAUAUCUGUAAUGUGCAUAACAGUCCGUUUAAAGAGGAGUGGGUUGAAGCACUCAGUCAGAAUGAAUGUCCACAGCCCACAGACGUGCCUACGGUCUAUAUAGAUGAUCCAAAUGCAGAGGCAGUUCGUUCUCUGCUCUGUAGCUAUUUUGAGCAACAACAGCAGAGCAAAACACUUGAUUCAUCUCCAACAAGCAGCCCGGUUCUGCCUGUACCUGAGCCUCCUCAAGUGAACAGUGCUGGAACAGCAUAGUUUGUGUAUUGAUUGAUCAUUACAGUGGGUUUAUAGCUGCCAUUUAAUACUUUGAAAAUAAACUUGGUAGAAAGUGUGUAAAUUGAUUAUUUAAAUCCUAGUCUUGUAAUAUAUGACUCUAAGAUGAUCUGUUUUAUUAUUUUUUUAUAAAUGAGUGACUUUUAAAUCAUUUGACUUGUUACGUUUUAUUUGGCGUCUAAUGUAUCAAUAUUGUGUAA
Molecule: messenger RNA, 1628 nt
Organism: Sinocyclocheilus anshuiensis
Lineage: Eukaryota; Metazoa; Chordata; Actinopteri; Cypriniformes; Cyprinidae
Exons: 2
Coding region: 37-1410 (457 amino acids)
Source: RefSeq, a predicted model, not a curated record